This is a messenger RNA of Penicillium chermesinum, 312 nucleotides long. RefSeq lists its product as uncharacterized. Gene Ontology annotation, biological process: protein phosphorylation. Gene Ontology annotation, molecular function: protein kinase activity; ATP binding. The record is from RefSeq and is a predicted model, not a curated record. The transcript is spliced from 2 exons. NCBI's taxonomy places the organism in Eukaryota, Fungi, Ascomycota, Eurotiomycetes, Eurotiales, Aspergillaceae. The coding region runs from base 1 to 312 and encodes 103 amino acids.
AUGCGCCCCCACGAUCUCCACGAGAAGGAGAAGCAGAUCGUCUCCGCGAUACGCGCCCCUCUACGAGCUGCAAACCCAUUCCUUGUCACUGAUCGCCACAAUGAGAAGCAGCUCUGCGUGUCCUCCAGGAACCUAAGCCUGAGCGACUUCCAGCUGCUAAAGACGCUUGGAACCGGAACUUUUGCUCGCGUGUGGCUUGCGAGGUUAAAGGACAGUGAUGACAAGACCAAAGUUUACGCGUUGAAGAUUCUGCGAAAGGCCGAUGGUGAGCCAAUGCGUGCUUUCCGAAAUAUCCAGGGGUCAAAAUCCUAA